Molecule: messenger RNA, 941 nt
Organism: Porites lobata
Lineage: Eukaryota; Metazoa; Cnidaria; Anthozoa; Scleractinia; Poritidae
Source: the annotation of a GenBank genome assembly
AUGGUGGCGCCACCCCCUCCCCUGUUUGUUUACGCCGAUUUUGAAGCCAUGCAGAAUGCGGAGGGCGUGUUUGUGGCUAAUUUGUUGUGUUAUUCGUCCAGCGAAGAAGCGACCAUCCAUGUGUUGGACGGGGAGGACUGUGCCCUGCAGUUUUUGCACGAUUUGGAUGAUCUCACCGAGGUACCGGACAGGGAUGACGAGCGGGAGAUUCUCGUGGUGUUUCACAACUUGAAAGGCUUCGACGGCAUGUUUAUUCUCCACGAACUGUACCAGCAACAACGUGAGGUGGCAGACCAACUGACGGUGGGGGCCAAAGUCCUGUCCUUCAAGAGUGCACCCCUCAAAUUCAUCAACUCGUUGUGUUUCUUGCCCAUGCCACUCGCGUCCUUUCCAAGCACCUUCAAUUUGACGGAAUUAAGAAGGGGUUCUUUCCGCAUCUGUACAAUACCCCCGACAACCAACAGUACGUGGGUCGAAUCCCCGAUUUGGAGUUUUACGAUCCCGAUGGCAUGAUGGCCAAAAAGAAAGAGGAACUGACCCGUUGGCACACUGACCAAGUUCGUCGCAAUAUGUCCUUCCAUUUCCAGCAAGAAAUGAUCGACUACUGUAAGUCCGAUGUCGCCCUGUUGAAAGCGGGUUGUGAAGCCUUUCAGCAAGAAUUUGAACGUCAGGCUGGCUUUAAUCCCAUGGCCAAGUGCAUCACCAUCGCCAGUGCCUGCAAUCUGUAUUGGUGCAAGCAUCAUUUGACCCCCAACACCAUCGCGGUCGAACCUCUCGGUGGCUGGCGAGGCGCGAAGGUCAAUCAUCCCUCAAGGCCCUGCAAUGGCUCUACUACCAGGAACACCAAAUUCCCAAGCAGGGGGCCAGUGCAGACCGAAUCCGCCACGUCCGUAACGGGGGCGAACAGUCCGUCCGGACCAUCGUCGAUGCCUAUUUCGUAG